This is a messenger RNA of Paramuricea clavata, 846 nucleotides long. The record is from the annotation of a GenBank genome assembly. Lineage: Eukaryota; Metazoa; Cnidaria; Anthozoa; Malacalcyonacea; Plexauridae.
AUGCCGACCGAUGACCUACCAGCAUUUGACGGACUGUCAAAUGCUGGUAGGUCAUCGGUCGGCAUCCUUUCACUCUGUAUGUUUGAAAGCGCAAAAACAAACGCUGGAGUGGUCGAUCAAACCAUUUUUAAAACGGCACAAAGAUAUGGGUUGAAUUCUCUUUACUUCGACGAGAUGAGCUUGGUAAUUGUCAAUGAUUACGUUCAAUACGUGCGACCCCUGCUGAAACCACAAUGUGGAUAUUUGCUAGUAAAUCGAAGCGGUAGUCAAUUUCAGAAGCUCACUGAGUUACUUAGCGUUCUCGUGUUUGAAGCGAUAGCCAAGUACAUUCACCCGACGAGGUACAGGCAGAUUAUCGAAACGGAGAGCGUAAACAAUUUAGAUUUGGAAGAACAACAAUUGGUAUCCGAGGACCAAAAACAUAGCUCAAACGUGGCGAGAGUUCACUAUCAGAAGCUGCGGUCUCGGGAAGUAGCGUUAAAGGGACGAUCAUGCACGGAAAAACUGCGCGGGGACCAUGGCAGAGCAAUGGACAUUUGCGUACAGCAAUUGAGACAGCAAGAUUCCAACGUGGGAAUUGAAGUGAAAGACAUGGAAACCGAAGGCGAUGGUGAGACGGCGUCAUCUCAUACAAGCGAAGGGGAGAUUGAAAACAACGAUGAAACGCAACGAAAAAGCAGGGUUAAAGUCAGGUUUACACAAGGGGAGGACAAUUAUCUAAGAAAAGGGAUAGUAAAGUUUGGUAUGCGCUGGACUGCAAUUUUAAACUGCCCGCUGUACAAAUUUGAACAAUCCAGAGCACCGACAACAUUACGAAUGCGUGCGACAACACUUAAAUUAAUAUAG